This is a messenger RNA of Scatophagus argus, 4539 nucleotides long. RefSeq names its product outer dense fiber of sperm tails 2a (gene odf2a). The transcript is spliced from 19 exons. Gene Ontology annotation, biological process: regulation of cilium assembly. Gene Ontology annotation, cellular component: centrosome. NCBI's taxonomy places the organism in Eukaryota, Metazoa, Chordata, Actinopteri, Scatophagidae. The record is from RefSeq and is a predicted model, not a curated record. The coding region runs from base 172 to 2667 and encodes 831 amino acids.
CCAACCACAGGGAAUUUAGCGUCACUAUCUGUUGAAGUCUAUCCAAGCUUCCGCUGUGUUAGACUUUGAAUGUGUUUAAACAAUCUACUUAUUUUUCGUCUUAAACAAAAGGUGCUGUUUUGCGAAUGAAGUAUAUUGUCAAGUACUGACUAGUAUAUUCUGAUUUUUUAUAUGAGGAAAGCAAUGAGAACUCGCUCAAGUUCACCUCCAAUUCAUGUGCACAUCAACGACACCACACCGGUCCAUGUGCAUGUGAAGAGCCAGAGGAUGAGUCCUGCCAGGACUCCUCAGGGGAAGGCCAAGGUUGACAAAGGAAAUCUCCGUCCUACAGCCAAGGUCAAAACUCGAGUGCCAUGGAUACCUCCAGGAAAGGCUUCCACUCGGGACGCUUCAUUCAAAUGGGAGGGGCCAACACACCGCCUUGAGAUCACACCACCGCUCCCUGAACCAGAACCUGAACAUUCCCAGUCUGUGCUGCGAUUGGCUGACCUCACAUCAGAAGAAGAGGAAGGCCUGCAUGGACGAAUCAGUCAGUAUGAGAGGAAGAUUGAUAGCUUACUGACUGAAGUCAGCUCUCUGAAGAAUGAGGUGGAACUGCGGAAGAAGGAACACCUGCUGGAGCGCCAGUCAGAGCAGCUGAACGCAUCCCAGCGGGUGAUUGCCGAGCAGGAGGAAGAGCUGGCUGAGGUGACCAAGGAACUGGAAGAGACUGAGAGGGAGAACACUCGACUACGGCAAUCCAUGGAGAAGAUGCUGGAGGAGACCGACCACGACAGAUUAGACGGGGACAGUAUGCAAGACAAAGAUGCUCUUCUCAGGAAGCUGAUGGAGGCUGAGGCAGAUGGGACAGCAGCUGCCAAGCAAGUCUCAGCCCUGCGGGAAUCUGUUUCCAAACUGUGUGGUGGCAGAAGGCUGUCUGGCUCUGAGUCUUUGGUCUUGGCCCGUGAAAAGGAGCUGUUGCUGCAGAAACUGGAAACAUUCGAGACCACAAAUCGAGCUCUGCGGCACCUUCUCAGAGAGCAGCACAGUUCCCAGAUGGAGUCAACCCGACUGUCAGAGCAGAAGGACACAUUACUCAAGAGACUGGCUGACAUGGAGGCAGAAAAUGCUCAUCUUGUGUUGAAACUUCAAGAGAAAGACAGAGAGGUUCAUGAACUCUUCAAAAUUUUGGAUACUGAAAAGGACAAUGCCAAGAGCACAGCUGAUUUAUCCAAGAGUCUUGAGUCAACACGGGCUCAUUUACAAGGACAGCUCCGCAGCAAAGAAGCUGAGAACAACCGGCUUACUGUGCAAAUAAAGAACCUGGAGCGAGCUGCCAACCAGCAGAAAGCAGAGAUGAAGCAUCUGACAGAGCAGCUGGCGAGGCUGAAGCAGCAGACCAGUGCUGACAGAGAAGCUCUGAAACGAGCCACCCGAGCCCAGAAACAACGAGCUGAGCGCAGUGAAGACACUGCUGGCCAGCUGAGCGUCCAGCUGCUUGAGAUGGAGAAGCAGAUGGCAGAUGCAGUGUCAGCAGCUGAGAGCUGGCAGAGUCGCCAUGCCCAGGAAGUGAAAGACAAGAGUUCGCUGGAGAUUGAAGUGUCGCUGUUGAACAGUCGUAUAGCAGAGCUGACGGAACAGCUGCACAGUUCAGAGGAUAAAGGCCAAGCGGACAGACAAGGCCUGCUGGAUCACCUGCACCAACUGAGCACAGAGAGCACUGCUGCUAAACUGGAAAACCAGUCCCUCAAGGCUACAGCGUCUGCAGUGGAGGAGAAGCUGGCCUUGUCUCAGUCAGAGCUGCAGCAGGUCAAAGCCUCCAUCAAGCAAUAUGAAAGUCUGCUGGACAGCUAUAAGAUCCAGGUUGGAAAAACCCGGGCUGAGGCAGAUGAGUACUGCGCUCGACUGGCUCAGGCUGAGCGGGAGGCCCAGGCAGCACGGGGAGAGGUGGAGCAGGAGAUAGAGGAGGUGCGCAGGGAGCUGCUGGGACGGCUGGCAGAGCUGGAGCCUCUGCCCGAAGCCUUACGACGCUCUGAACUCCAACUGCAGGAGGCGCAGGACAGGGAGCGCAGUCAGGAGAAACGCAGCAUGGAGCUCGGCACAACCCUGACCGAUCUCCGCAUGAAGGUGGAGACUCAGGGCAGCCAAAUGGAGCUUUUGAGACAGAAGAACAAAGUGCUGCUAGAGGAGAACAAACAGCUUCAGCAGAGAGUGGAGAGUUUGGAAAGAAAGCUGGAGGAGGCUGUCAGUCAGAACAGUGACCUGCUGGCAGUCACUGCCAAAAGGGAAGACACCAUUCACAGCAAUCAGGUCCGCCUGGACGAAAAAACAAGGGAAUGUUCCCUGCUCAGCCGGAAGCUGGAGGAGGCCUUGGAUGAUGCUCGCCAACAGUUGUCUGAGACCAGAGAGCGUGCUGCCACCAAAGAACGUUCCACCCAGUCCAAAAUAUUGGACCUAGAAACUCAACUUAGCAGGACUACCUCAGAAAUUAACCAGCUGCGACGCAGCAAAGAGGAGGUGGAGCGACGGUACAGAGGCCGACUGCAGGAUGUGAAAGAUCGCCUGGAGCAGUCAGACAGCACCAACCGAAGUCUGCAGAACUAUGUGCAGUUCCUCAAAGCCUCCUAUGCCAAUGUGUUUGGAGACUUGGCCCUCAGUAGCUCACUGCGUGCCCCCUCACCCAUCUAACUGACGGAGCUGUAUCAUACACACAUUCCAAAACAAUGCUAUGGGUCGUGCCUGUUACUUUCACAAUUGCUAACAAAAGAUGGUGGCUGUAAGUGUGACAGUCUUGGUCAGUCACCUGGCUAUUUGUUUCAAACCACACUUUGAACGGGUUGGGUGAAGAGCUGCUAGUGGGGCUUUUAGAAUGUAAGAUUUCUGUAAAGACUUACUUAGAACUGAAUUGGUUGACAACCAAAUUCAUGUCAAUGGAUUAAAAAACUCAAGCCUAAAAAGAUAUGCCAUGGAUUUAACCUAGAGACACUAAGAAUUGGGAAAAGAACCAAAUUAACUUGAAAGAGUCUUUAUUUACAUGUAAACUGAACUCAUUUAAAUUAAAGAGACAUGGCAUUUAUUGAAGGUCCUUUAACCCACGAAAUGUAUUAUGAGUUUAGAGGAGACAAGGGCUUCAAAGGAUGCGCAAUGCAGAAUGUUAAAUUUAGAACCUUAAAUUUAGAAACUGUAUCAAAUGUACAUAUGGGCAUUGUUGUGUACAAACUAAUUUGGUCACUUCACUACCAGUGUGACCGGAUACUAGGGUUGUAACUGGACGCAAAAAUCAUGGUUGGGUAUGCGCCUCGGUGUUAAAGUCUCAGUUUUGUAUGUUUUCGGUAAAGCAGGAGAGAAUGUUCAUACUACUUUUUUUAAUAGGAGGUUGCAGCAAUAAAAAGCAGCUGCAACCCACUGAUACAAAAGUAAGAUAUCUUAAUAUUAUAUAAAAAUAAAUAUUCUGUGGGUUUGUACUCCACUCUGUUUUUUUCCUUAUGACAUAUUUGUGCUAUUCCAUUUCAAAUGUGUUAGCAAUUUCUGCAGGUUCUGGAGGAUGCUGUGAACAGCUGUGAUCAGAGCCAGUAAUGCAAUACAGGCAUAAGUGGUUUUACAAAAUGACAGCACUCUGAAAAUGUUGUUUGCCCUGAUGACAAGCUAAUUUGAUGGUUCCCAUAAACUGCACUAAGUGCCUGUAACCUGCAGCUCUUUAUCUAACCAUCUUGCUCUUGCUGCUGCUUUUACCAUUCCCAUCCUACCAUCCCACUGCAGCAUCUGCGCUGCACUGUGUUGCUUUGCAGACCGAAUUUGAUCAAACAAUAGCAGCCAUGCACUGAUGUUGCUGAAGACCACAAAUGGAACCUUAUAGUGUUUACUCAUUGAACAGUGGCUAAGGUUUGAAAUGUCUUGAAGACACUUUGAACUUGUUGGUUUUAUUUCCUGUAUUUUCUGUGAUUUAAUUUGAAUUUGUCAUCAACAUAGAAUAUUCAUCAUUUCUAUCACCAGUCUUAUUAGUUUUGAUGGCUGCUUGUGGCUUUUCAUGUUGAAUAUUGUCUUCAGAAAUGUAUGACUGGUAAUUGAAGUCACUUUCUCUCUUUUUUUCAUGCCAAAAACUGAAUCUAAAUUGUUGUUUUUUUUUGUUUUUUUUAAAUCAAGCUUACAUAUUUAUCUUUUAUCCUGAACCUCAGCCAGUCAUGGCUAAAGUUUAUACCAGAACCAGACUACAUGCUCUGUCUGCAUUUAACUGAAGCCAAGCUACCAUAACACAUUAUGCACUAUGUGUCUAUGGUCUUUGACUGUGAGGAGCUGAAAACACUGUCCUUUGGCUGCUACGAGACAGUGUGUGUCAAGCUGUUAUUUUGAAUUUACAGUUUCUCAAAUGAUAUUAGGAGAAUAGAGAGUUGUUGAUUGUGGAUUUUUAUGACUAUUUUAAAUUAAUUAAAUUUCAAUCAAAAAAAAUAUGCUGAAGUGAUCACGCCUGUGGUUUACUGCCUCUGUAAAACCUCAUCGCAACAGUGUUUCUCUGUCAUGUUCUGCUUAAGAAGACUUGUUCACAAAGUCAGACUGAAUUGU